Molecule: messenger RNA, 582 nt
Organism: Dibothriocephalus latus
Lineage: Eukaryota; Metazoa; Platyhelminthes; Cestoda; Diphyllobothriidea; Diphyllobothriidae
Source: the annotation of a GenBank genome assembly
AUGCCAAUCCUAGGACAACCACUCCACACAAGCAUGGUUCGAAAGUUAAAGUAUCACGAAAAAAAGCUUUUGAAAAAAGUCGACUUCAUAAAAUGGUCGGCUGACAACAAUUUGCAUGAACUUAAAAUAAUGAAAAAAUUUUACAUUCAAAAGCGAGAGGAUUACACUCUUUACAAUAAGCUUUCGAAAAAGAUAAGAGAUAUAGCAGAGAAGCUGAAAGACCUUGGCGAAGAAGAUCCUUGGAGAGCUGAAAUAACGAACAUGCUGCUAACAAAACUGCACAACAUUGGAUUGCUGCCAACCAAGGCCUCCCUCGCUCUCGCCUCUAUAGUCAGUGCUUCUUCCUUUUGUCGUCGGCGGCUUCCAGUUGUCAUGGUCCGUUCACAUCUAGCGGAAACUAUAAAGGCUGCGGUAACUUUCAUUGAGCAAGGGCAUGUGCGUGUUGGACCAGAUACUAUUCGGGACCCCGCCUUUUUGGUCACAAGGCCGAUGGAGGACUAUGUGACGUGGACUCCCGGAUCACGUAUCAAGAAAAAGCUGCAGGCGUUUAACGACAUGCAGGAUGACUUUGAGGAGGAUUAG